Messenger RNA from Porites evermanni, 10092 nucleotides. The record is from the annotation of a GenBank genome assembly. Lineage: Eukaryota; Metazoa; Cnidaria; Anthozoa; Scleractinia; Poritidae.
UUUUUCCAAAAUGGCUAUAAAUGCUCAUCACUGCUUUGUCCCCAGUCUGCAAUCCCGUGAACUGGGAAUCCUUUCGUCGAGGAAUUUCACCAGAAAUACUUCUGGUUCUUGCGGACUUGUAAAACGAAUGACUUUACAUAAUAAACUGGAACACCAUGACGGAUGUGUGAAUACUCUUCAUUUCAACACGACGGGAGAGCUUCUGGCUUCUGGAAGUGAUGAUCUAGAUAUUGUUAUAUGGGACUGGGCGAAAGGAAAGAAAAAACUUGCCUAUGAAAGUGGCCACUCGAGCAAUGUUUUUCAGGUAAUAAAAAGACCUCAUAAAGGAAACAUAAUAUGCAAGGGAUAAGAUCAAUGAAUACAGUCAUUUAACAUGAACAAGGUUAUCACUCAAAAAGAUGUUUGUUAUUUGAUUUUCUUACUAUUUUUUGCAGGCAAAGUUUAUGCCAUAUACCGGUGAUAAUACAAUAGUGAGUUGUGCUAGAGAUGGAAAGGUAUCAGAAAAUUAGUUUAUUUAUUAGUUAUUUUACUUGUUUAUCAUGUAACCCAGUCAAUCAGCUGAUCAAAAGCAUUGAUCGUUCUUUAUCUCGCAUUCUCCAUUGGAAGAAUGUUAAUUUGUUUACUGUUUGAUUUAUUAAACAAUGUAAGCUUGGAAUGAGGAAACAAUAAUACUUAAAACUAACGAGUAUGUCUCCUCAUGGGCCCAAAAAAUCUAUAUACUGAGCAUCAAUCACAGUUUACCUUGCUGCUUUAAGAUUCAUUUGUUUAUGUGUUUGAUGGUACACAACAUCAUGAGAUAUUUUAUUACGGGUGAGAAAGAUGAAAUGUUUAUCAUGUAGCAGAAUCCUUCCUGCCUCACAAACCACCUUCAGCUUCCACCUGAAAAUUACAAUUAAAUUUUAUUAUAACAAUAAUAUUAUUAUUUAAGGUUCAACUUAAGCAAUCUCUGACAGACCUUCCCACCUGCAGGAAGAGAAAAUCUAGAGAUUUUGAAAAACAGUGAACCAAAAAAGGGGAGAUUCGUAUAAUGGGCCUUUUGUAUGAGUUGAUCAUGUGGUCAACUUUCGGUAAACACGAAAACAGUUCGCUUUUGAAACAUUUUGUUAGCUCAAGCUGAAAGAGGGCAUUAAAAUUAGGUAACCUGUACAUUUUCAACUGUAUAGAGCGUGCAAAGAAAGCAGUGUCCGAUAGCCCAGGACUAGUGGAUUUUGCUAUCAGGCUAGUGAUUUCUUUUUUUAACUUGCCCGACCAGCAAGUGAUGUUUUUUUGAGGAAUUCGAAUAACGGAAGAACUGUGAAAUCAAUUUUGCUAGUGAAAAAUUUUUUGCGGCUAGCUGAAAUCACGUCUGGGCUAGUAACUGCUAGCUUCAGUGUGCCCGAAUGGCAAGCUGUAAAAGUGAUUUUCUUUGCACCCUGGUAUAUCUCAAAAGUAGCGAUUUCAACAGCCUCCUAAAAUUAGAAGGUUUUGUAUGAGAUAAACAACUCUUGCCACCCAGUCAUGCUUGAAUGGUUUUCCAUACAAAUCCUUGUAAAUUCUGAAAUUUUUAAACUGUCGUUAAAUCUUUUCCUUACGCAUUUAAUGGGUAAAAUUGCCUGUUAUGAAUUAAAAGAAGAUUUGAGCCCCAUAAUGCUUAUGGAAAUAUUUCGCGACAGUUUGAAAAUUUCAAAAUUUUCAAUGAUGUGUAUGGAAAACCUGGCAGUUGGUUUCAGAUACGAGAGAUAACAUAUGUAAAUGAAGGAUGAAUGAACAUUUUAGUUAUUAUAAGGGCUUUGUUCUACACUUAACCAACUACUUCUAAGAUUUUAAGGUGUGACACGGUGUUUAACCCUUUAAACCUCAGUAUCCACAUACAAAUUCUCCAAACUGGUCUCUAUUCAUUUCCUUAAAGUAUAAGUUGAGAGAACUUGAUAAAAGAUCAAGAAAUUUUACCUCUGGUGAUCAUUUUAUUAAUUCUCAUAACUGUAUCUCUUGACAGUGUGUGGUUAUCAUUAGGAGAAAAUUGAUGUUGAUCACUAUUGGGACUGAAAGGGUUAAAUAGAUUACCCUACUGUGUAUGUUACAGGUCAAAUUUGAUCUCAGGUUAAUUUUGAUUUAACCUAGGUUAAUUCAUUCUCAGUUUCCUUUGUCCUCUAGCCAUAGCAGACACGGGAAAUCAAGAAUAUCAACCAAGGUUAAAAAUUUUUAAUCUGAGAAAAACUUGACCUGUAACAUAUACAACAUUGUCUAUUCUCCUUAAAACAUUUUUAAAAUAUUAUCAAAGCUUGUUCUAUACGUCUACGUUCAAGUGAAUUCAUAGCCACGAUCUUAAGAAGGGACUCAUAAUCAGAAUUUUUCGCCAUGUUCAUUAUUGCUCAUAAAUCAUAAUGAAUAGCAUCUUCCAAUAAUUUAUUUUUGAGUGUCUUGGUUUGUUAUACGAUAAGUAACAAAUUGCAAUAUUCAAAAUGCGACAAUCCGAAGCCCUUGUAAAGGGUCAAUAAAGUAUCUGCUGGAAUUAAGUACUUAAGGUGUUGAUGUUGGAGUAAGUUAGAGUAUGUUUUCUUUAUAUUAGCAGUAUGUUAAUUUAUAUGUUGUUUGAAAGAUGAUUUAUUGUCCAGGUUAUUAUAGAGAUUGAAAUUUGCCCAUUUUCAACAUCAGUCACCUUUUUUAAAGGUUAGAGUUGGUUUUCUCCAUCCCUCAUCAAGUGAAGGUUGUAAAAACACAAGAUGUCUAGCUCAACAUAAAGGUGCUGCCCAUAAGGUGAGUUCUGGUCAAUAUGCACUGAUAAAUACAUCACACAGACGUUGUUUUAAAGGCCUUUGUUUUUAAGGGGGUGCUUCACACGCAAUUAAAAAAAUUCUAUUUAUUAUUAUUAUUUUUGAAUGCAGCUAUGUAUCGAGCCAGGUUCACAUUGUGAAUUUCUGACAUGUGGAGAAGAUGGUGUGGUUUUUCAUGCUGAUCUGAGGGAGGAAAAAGCACGGAAGUAAGAUCAAAUAAUUUAUAUUAAUUAUGGUUUUAUAUGCUCCCAAAUUUCUUUGAGUCCUUUUUUUGCAAGAAAUAUAAAGCCAUGGCAUGAUUAAGCCAUAUAAUUUUUGAGCAAUAACCAUGACCUGUAAAUUUCAUUGAAAGAUAGACUUUUAUAAUUUUAUAUACCAGAUGAGGCUUACAUGUUAUAUGCUUGUCUUAAUGAAGUUUUGGCAUUUAUUUUUUCAGUCAUAGACUGUUGUGUUUAGGCAGUAAAUAUGUGCUACCUUGGAGUAAACCAUACUACAUGCAGCACUCUGCUAUGUCUCUCACUCAUGUAAAUCACUCUCUGAUCAUAAAAGGUAGUUUACCUAUUUUGACCUUUUGCCUCAUAGGCUUUUUUGCUGUCGAGUUGAGGAACACAGAAGAGUACCGCUGUAUACAAUCUUUAUCAAUCCUCUAAAUAUCUAUGAGUUUGCAGUAGGUGGAAGAGACCAGUUUGCAAGGUGAUGAAAUAUUACCUAAGUUUUAAUCUUUCUCGGCAAUAAUAUUGUACUGUAUUUUCUUAAUUUUUUUUCUGCGGCUAAAACUUCAUGAGGGUUAAAUCUACAGCACAUACAUCUAAGGAGGAAAUGCAUUAUUCACCAUAGUAUUGUACUGUGUGACUCCUCCAUGGCAACAAGAGCAAUCCAUUAUUAUAAAGCUAAAGGGAAUCAUGAAUAAAAAUAUAUUGACAAGUUAUAUUCCUCUGCUGUUGAAGGAACUUGUCAGUUACUCUUAGUUCAAUUCUGAAGAAGUUAUGCAUAUACGGGUAAAUGAAUUUGUAGGCACAAAUUAAUUUUCCAAUAUUUUUUCUUUAAAAACUGUUUACAGAAUAUAUGACAGAAGAAAACUCCCAGAGGUAUGAGAAUAUUUUUUACACUUGGUUUAUCCACUAAUAAUAAAUUUUUAUCAAUGCUCGAUAUAAAUGUGAAAUUCCCUCUUUGUUUCAUAGGCAAAUAUGGAACAAUUCUGAAAGAGAAUCUUCAUUAAAAUGAUCAUACAGUUGAGCCCUGUUUUAUGGGUACCCACUUCAAUAUGGACACCUCGUUAUUAUGGGCAGUUGCCUUUGUCCCUGGGGAAAGCCCUUUCAUUUUCUCUAAAUUUAACUCACUUAAUAUGGACACCCAUUAAUGCCAUCAACAGACACUUGUUUCUUGCCCAAUCAACAGGAUCUCAUAGAAAGUCAACAUCAGAAAUGCGGACACCUGUCAACUGUUUGCUGAAAUAGACCUUUCAUUUUUUAAAGUAAACAAAAAACCUUUAGUUGACAGCAUCUCAAUGUUGCCAGCGCAACACUAAGCCAGAUAAGAUGAUUUUUAGAUGUCAAUUUCAAACUAUUUUGGCAUCAAAUGAGUUAUGCACAGUUUUGAUUAAGUAAUGAUAGAUGAGUGAUUUUUUAGUUUUUCAUGGAUUUAGUCCACCAAAUGAUGGCUUUGUGAAGGUUAGAGGUAUUUAAUUUGACAAUGGUUAUGUCCUCUUUGAUUUCUUUAGAUUUUUUGUUCUAAUUAAAGGUGAUUUUUGGCUUUAAUCACGUGACCCACUUAACCCUUUAAGCCCCAAUAUCCACAUACAAAUUCUCCAAACUGAUCUCUAUACAUUUCCAUAAAGAAUGUGUUGAGAGAAUUUGACAAAAGAUCAAGAGAUGUUCUCAUUGUUGAUCAUUUUUUUAAUUCUCAUAACCUAGUCUCUUGACAAAUUAUAGAUAUCGUUAGGAGAAAAUUGAUGUUGGUCACCAUUGGCACUUCAAGGGUUAAUACAGACACUUUCUUAUCUAUGGCCCCUUCACAGUCCAUAUUAAUGGGAUUUGUCUCUAGUUUAUCGUGAGUCACUUUGGCUCUUAUUUUUGUACCCCUCCAAUUUUAACUCUAUUUCAGUCUUUUAUUGUCAGAUUAGAUUGUCAGGGAAAUAUAAGGCAGUUCUAACAUGUAAGGUUCUUAGGCUUUUUUAAGUAUUUAAAUCGUUUACACUGAAUGCAUCAAUGUCAUUUGUGACAGGACAAUAAGGCUGAUGUUUCACCAGUGAAAAAGUACUGUCCUCAUCACUUGGUAUGUGCUUUAUAAAAGAAAUAAUUUUGUCUCUUUCUGUUUCAGUGUGCAUUUCACUGUUGCUUGUUGUCCAUAUUUUUUGUGCUGUUAGCCCAGUUUAACUUAUUCUAUUAACCACCUGUUUGGGAAGGGAGUUGUGUCCCUCUUCCCCCUCCUCCCUCUUCCCACCCCCCAGGCACCCCCUGUCCUAUGCAUUUGAUGGGUAAUUCUCCCCUUUUUGAGGUAGUUUUCUCUUCUGGUGCACUUGUGGCUUGUGGAUUUCUCCCUUUAUAAAUAUCCUUUAUUAUAUUUUUUCCAUUUUAAACAUUUUUGUUUAGAUGGAGAGCAAUGACAUCUUUGCAAACAUCACUUGCUUAGUUUAUUCUUACGAUGGGACAGGUAACUUAAUCUUCAAUAAUAUUCCUUAUGUUACAGGUCAAAUUUGAUUUCAGGUUAAUUUUGAUUUAACCUAGGUUGAUUCUCAAUUUCCUUUGUCUCCUAGCCCUAACUCGUGAAUAAUUAGGGCUGGGAGACAAAGCAAGUUGAGAAUCAACCUAGGUUAAAAAAUUUUAACCUUUAUUCAAUUUUGACCUGUAACACCUACAUUAUUGUGAAAGCUGCCAACAAAGGCGCCUUUGAUGAGUUUAAGCUGUUAAAAUAUUACUUUUAAAAGAGGUUUAAAAUGUAGCUGAUGUUGGAGAGAUACAAAUCAACAGAUCACAAAAUUUACAAGUACUCAUUUCUUAACAGAGCUCCUGGUCAGCUAUAAUGAUGAAAACAUCUAUUUGUUUGAUUCAUACUCAAGGUAGGUAACCUUAUGUCACCUAGUAGAUUCUUGUUUCUUUGAUGCAAAUAUUAAUUUAAAGCACUCAAACUUUGGGGAGAAAUAUUGUUAAAUGUCAAUGUGAUAUACCAUUAGAGAUCACACAUGCAUUCCUAUGUAUCAUUAAAUAUUUUUUUCUUCAAUUGAUUAAGCUUAAGUAUAGUUAACACUCUUUUUAUAAAUGCCUCAGACUUUGAAUAUACUCACUCAUUAUUUUACAAACAGUCUCAGAAGAUACAUGUUUCAAAGAUGCCAGACUCCUCAAAUAUGAUAUCUGCCUUGGUUUAUCCUCUAUACAUCUUCACCCUGGGUCAGGUGUCAGGUGUAUUCGGUCAGUACAAAAUGCAGACUGCAGACUCUUGCAGACCAUUGUUUUCACCAUGGAAAUGAGAACAAGACAACAAUAGUCCCAUUGCUUUCUAACCCUGAAAACAAUGGUCUGCAGUCAGUCUGCAGUCUGCAUUUUGUACUGUCGAGUCUCAUAUUUAAUGAUGACUAGGACAGAGUUCUGUCAUCCAUCAGGUCUUGAAAUCUAUCUAAAAAGACAGAUGUUUCUUUUGACUUUUCUCUUUACUAGCUCGGAAGCAGAGUUCAUUAAAACUUACAAAGGUCACAGGAACAAUGCCACAGGUAUACCUUUGUGAGUCAUUUUUACCUGUAAAACUGUUCUUUGUAAACUGUAAAACCCAGAAAAUUCCCCCAUAGACCAUAGUUCUCCUGAAAAGUGAUUUCUUAUCGCACAGGCUACUCCCCUCCCCUCUCCCAGAAAGUUUUUUACCAAAAUCUUUCCGCCAAGAAAAAUGCCACAGUUUGGCCAAAUUUUUUAUCCCUAAAUCCUUGUCACUAAAAGAAACAAUCGAUUUAUAGGGUUAUAUGGGUUUAAACUAGCAUGCUGGCAAUAUUUAUCUUCUAACUAGAGAGGUAAAUAAUUGGAUUAUUAGGUGUUCAAGUUUUUUUGUAAUAAGCUGUUGUCAUUUCCAGUCAAGGGCGUCAACUUUUAUGGUCCUCAAAGUGAGUUUAUAGUCAGUGGAAGUGACUGUGGCCAUAUCUUCCUUUGGGACAAACAGACUCAAGACGUUGUACAGUUUCUUGAAGGAGACUCCACAGGGGUGGUGAGUAUCCUACCAUGAAGCUGGGGAUAAACAUCAGGUUACACUGCAAAAAAGUUGUUCACCCUCUAAAUGUCUCCAUGUGUUCAAGAUUGAAUUAGAAUUUAGAAAUGUUGGUCUUUAAGGAGGGGGUAAAAACCAGAGUACCCAGACAAAAACCUCACAGUAGGAAAGGGGGGUGGGGUGAGGCAUUGACGCUGGGAUUUAAACUUGUGCCACUUUGGUGGGAGGCGAGUGCUGUUGCCUCUCCACUGUAAUACCCUUGCACCCUAUAUACAGUGAUAGAUCACAUUAACAGCAAUUGUCAGAUUCAGUUUAACAAUAUCACUCAAAAGAAAAGUGAAGAAUGAUCAUCGCAGUAAAUUUUCUCCCUCACGGGAGAUAUGAACUCAAUAAAUUGACCUCGCUCCCAAUGUGUGGCUUCAUAGCUCAGUUGGUAGAGCAACGCACCGGUAACGCGGAGGUCACGGGUUCGAAUCCCGUUGAAGCCCUGGUUUUUUUCAGGCUUCUUCUUUCCAAUUGCUUAAAUUGGAAAAAUUACUGCGAUGAUCAUUCUUCACUUUCAUCUACAACCGCAGUUCAAAAAUGAAUUAUUUCAUAUACUUCACAAUAUUACUCAAAUUAGAAAAUGGGCUGGUAAAAACUGUGCCAAGUAAUAUGAACCUGACAUGAAACAAUUUAUUUUUGUGUAAAGAUAAUAAAUAGUAAAUGAAAAGUAAAGAGAAACCUUUGUCAUGAGGUACAGAUUGCUGUUUUGCAUAAAUCGAAACCUCUUGGAUAAAUGUAAAAAAUUGUUUUUUUUCCUAGGUGAACUGCUUAGAGCCCCACCCAAAUGCACCCAUCCUGGCUACAAGUGGUCUUGAUCAUGACAUCAAGCUUUGGGUUCCAACUGCAAAAGAGCCAACAUCUUUAGAUGGACUCAAAAAUGUGAGUGCAGCAGUUUUUAUCAGCACAUGCAAGCCUCUUAAAUGGUAUUUGUAUUGUACAUAUAUUUUAUGUAUUUUGGUGGAGGUAUAGCCUGCAAAAGCAGACUUAUUUCCACUCUUCGCUUCUCUCCAUCAAAACAGUUACUUUUCGCAUGGAGAGAGGCCAUGACGCGAAAUACAUCUGCAUUUGUAGGCCAGUCAAGGUAUGACACUGGAGGUCUAAGUCCGUCUACCUACACUACCCUGUCCAGUUACUUAAGUGCCCACUGGUCCAGGGUUAGAAAAUUCAUCGACAACUGGGUCUGGUAAUGUUGUUGUUUUUUGGGGGUUAUUAUCUUGAUGGCAGAGCAAAUAACUGGCUGAUUUCUCUCACAUAACGAUUUUCUCAGAGAUCUCUCUUCAAAUGGCUGGUUUGUCAUUGCAGGUGAUUAAAGAGAAUGAUCGCGAUCGAGAAGACGAACGGCUUCGUCCUCAUGACCCGAUCAGUGAACACCUCCUGUGGCUUAUGAUGCAUCACAUUAGAAGAAGACAGGUAUCAUUAUCAUACCAGCUAAAUCCACUUGCUCUCCCCUCCCCACUCCCUCCUCCUCUUCUCUUGAGUCUAUGGAUAAAAUCCUAAAGUGUGACCAUUCAAAUGAAAGCUACUGAACAGUACUUUCCUGUGUUAUUUCUUACCCAUCCUCAUUUGUAAGCUGUUAGAAGUAACCCACUUGUUCUUAAACUUCCCUCUAGUCAAGAGAAGACAAUGGCGAGCGAGACAGUGAUAGUGACGACAUUACAGACGAUGAUGAUGAUGAAGAUGGUGAAUUGGGAAACAGAGUUCAAUGUAGUCCAUCUUAAAUGUAUGCCUAAUAACAUUAAACUUACCACGAUACCUGGGUAUCCUACACCCCUUGUAAAAGAAGUUUCUGCUGGGUGUAAGUAACAGUAACCUUAUACAGAAAAGUCUUAAAUAGUAUUUAUAAGCAUUUGGGUUUAGAUAUUUGAAAGUAUGUUUUGAAAAUAUAUAAGUUAGUGAAAUUAGGUUUUUGUUAUAUUCUGUUAAUGAAGGUCAUUAAAUUUUCCACUUGCAGGCACAGACUUUGUGAGAUGUUAAAAUUAAAUUUCACUCCUUAUUCUUAAGAUCAGUGGACUUUGUAAAUAAGCCUUAUUUUGUUUUACAUGUUGUUGUGUACAGAAGACAGAAAAAAACUUUUGAUAAGACUCUUGAGAAAACUUCAACGUUUGAACCACACUUUGACCUUUCUGGGUGGGAAGCGAUAAAAUGAAAAAAGGUUUCUGGCUAUUUGGUAAUCUUUAGUCAUCAGCUUGAUCAGUCUGUUUUGUUCUAGAUGCUAAGGUUCACCCGAACUCUCUAGCCAACCUGAUUAUUCUAAUAAACUUUUCAGAACAGUUCUCAUUAGAAAUAUCCAUGUUAUUUGUGAAUUUCACCAGUAACAUACAACUUGCUAGUGUUGGUCCCUACCAUUUUUUAGUCAUUUUCUAUGACUGUUUGUAAAGUGGACAUAGUUGUGUGGAGACAUCUCUCAAAUCCCAGCACUUAGUGCUGGUCCCAGGCCCCAACAUUCUCCUUCUCAGGGCGAGUUGGCUGUACAACUUUGUCGCUACAGUCUCACUCUAGUCUGCGAAGAGAGAAGCAACGACUGGAAAUACGUCUGUGUUUGCAGGCUAGUCUCACUCCUGGGUAGAUGCGCUUUCAGCCUGUCAUGUAAUGAUCCUCCUAAACAUUGUGGAAGAAAUAAUGCAUGACAAUGCAAAAAAAAAUAUCUGCGAAGGAGAGAUUAAUGUCUUGUAUGUUGUGUUUAUGUUACAGGUCAAAAUUAAAUAAUCCUGAGACAUGAAUGGUAUCAGUCUGCUUUACAGCUGUUCUUUGUGUUGUCAUGCAAUGCUUCUGUUGUGUGAUGACACAAAAAACAGCUGUUUAGAAGACUAGAAUGGUAUUAACCUGGGACCAGGCUCCGUAUUGGGAAAAAAAGGAAAAAAAUCCUAUUUCACCCUGUUUUUUGCCUUUUCCCCCACUGCCGAGCCUGGUCCCAGGCUAGAAUGAUAUUGAAUAAGUCAAAUCUUCCAGUUAGUUUAUGCAUCUUAAAGUAUGGUAAAUAGUAAAUUGGCUUUGGGAUAAUUUCAUAAAGAAUCUUCAUGAACUUUUUUUUCUUAAACUUGGCAGGUUAUCAUGUGACUCAACUUAGGACUGACUUUGAAGAACUUUGCAUAAGAUUAACUGUUGA